Molecule: messenger RNA, 1843 nt
Organism: Aspergillus steynii IBT 23096
Lineage: Eukaryota; Fungi; Ascomycota; Eurotiomycetes; Eurotiales; Aspergillaceae
Product: putative oxysterol binding protein (Orp8)
Exons: 6
Coding region: 337-1620 (427 amino acids)
Biological process (GO): maintenance of cell polarity; exocytosis; endocytosis
Cellular component (GO): intracellular membrane-bounded organelle; cytosol; membrane
Molecular function (GO): sterol binding
Source: RefSeq, a predicted model, not a curated record
GCCGACCAGUCGGUGACGUACCGGAACGUCACCGCCUGGGCGACCAAGUGCCCGCCGCCGCCUUGUUUCCGCGAGGAAUCUGAUCCGAGGUCAACCUCCUCCGAUUUCCGUGGAUUGCUUGCCAACAAGUCCCAGCGAAGGUCAACGUUUCUCUUGCCUCUUCGACCGUUGCGUGUGUUGGGGUGCAGAUUGUCUUCCGCGGGAGCUUUGUCGCCGCUCCCUGCCUCUCUCGCCCCCUUGCCUGCGGCUGCAUAGCGCGUCGCCGCUGUCUUCUCACUCUUUCUCUCUCUCUUGUACACUCCGUGAAUUGUGAAUUUUCAAUCAUCACUUGUGACCAUGUCUUCCGCCGUGGCCUCGGAUGCUCCCGAAAAGACCCCUGAUGAUUCCUCCAAGUUGAAAACGUUCCUAUCAAUCCUCCGAAGGUUUGUCGGAGUGACUGAUAUAGCGUCCGUUCGCUUCUCGCUGCCUGCGCAUCUUCUGGAACCGAUGCCCAACCUGGAGUACUGGAAUUAUUUGGAUAGACCGGAGACCUUUGCAAGCAUUGGUAAAUCAGAUGAUCCGCUGGGACGGAUGCUGGAAAUCUUAAGGUUCUGGUUCACGAAAGACCUGAAAUACAUCAAGGGCAAGCCCUGCAAGCCGUAUAACUCUACCUUGGGUGAAUUCUUCAGAUGCAGCUGGGAGAUUGAGGAUCUUCCCACGGCGGUCUCAGUACCUUCCAAGUCGGACACCACCAGCGGAGCUUCCACCAAGACGGACGACAAAAACGAAGCGGUCAAGGUAUGUUACUUGACCGAACAAACUUCUCACCAUCCACCAGUGUCUGCCUUUUACAUCGAUUGUGAGGAACGAGGCAUUUCAGCCCGCGGCUUCGACCAGAUAAGCGCCAAGUUCACGGGCACGAGCAUUCGCGUGGCGCCCGGGCAGCAUAACCUGGGCAUCUUUGUCAAUAUCGCGAGGCGAGACAACGAAGAAUACCAGCUCACCCACCCUGAUGCCCAUCUUGGUGGCUUGUUGAGGGGUGCGUUGGCCAUCACGGUUUCCGACACUUGCUACAUAACAUGUCCCAAGACCCGUAUCAAGGUCAUCCUGCAGUACCUGGAGGAAGGUUGGAUUGGCCGGGCCCAGAACAAGGUUGAGGGCGUCAUCUUUCGCUACAACCCGGACAAGGACACCACGACAAGAAUUAAAGAUGUGCCGGAAGGGGAUCUUCUUGCCAAAAUCAGCGGGUCCUGGCAUGGGCAGGUUUUCUACACACUUGCGGGGACCAAUGAGCCCCGGCUGUUGAUUGACAUUGGUCCUCUCUUUCCCAUACCCAAGGCAGUACCCACCGAAGACCAGCAGCUGUCCAACGAAUCUCGCAAAUUCUGGUCCGGGGUCACGGAGGCCAUCGUCGAUAAAAAAUACGGCCAAGCCACCCGGCUCAAGCAAGAGAUCGAGGAGCGGCAACGUCAAAAGGCCGCAGAAAGACAGGCCAAAAAUGAGGCGUGGCAGCCUCGCUUUUUUACCGGCGCCGUCACGCCAUUGGGUAGACCUGAAUUGACUGAAGAAGGGCAGAAGGCCCUCGAGGGACUUCGUCAUGGACAGUACGAGUUAGAGGAAAGUGAAUUCAAGGGCGCAUAGAGGGGUUGCGGUAGGAUAAUAAUACUAAAUACACGAGAUUGGAUUGUAUCCAGGGCGUUUUGGCACGAGAGCCUUCCGAUCGUCCCUGAAUUGGCGAAAUUCUGUUCUGUUUACUUUUUCCGUUUCUCGCUGGUUUCGCCAGAGAAUUGAGCAUAUAAAUUGGUUUGACCCUUUACACCCCCCCUCCCCUAUAUAAUAAUACCAAUGUAGCCUUGAUUGCCAG